AUGAAUUUCACGAAAGCGAGGGUCAAGGGAUUAGAUGUUGAGGUGGAGGAGAAUGCAGUCGAUUCUGUACUCGUGUCAGACAAGGAUCCUAUUGAAUCAACUAAUGACAAACCGGUCAGACCUACAGAAUCUGCGACAACUUCAUCGUCUGACACCGAUUCCACGACUUGUUUUCUAGAGUCAGAAUUAUUCGCUAAUAAGGACUUCAAACCGAUGGGUCAACCCAUUUGUACAAAAAUCGACGACAAAACAAACAAAUACGACAUCACUGUCUCGUUCAAUGAUCUGAUGGGUGUCUACGAAUGGAAAGUGUUUAAUCUGUUUGGAUAUAAUUUCACCGAAAGUGCUUUCAUAACAAUAAGAGAGAUGUUAAUAGAGUUCGUGAUCGUGGAGAAUAUGCAACACAAGUCCAAAUUGGAUGACUUAAAAGUGGGCAAAAUUGAUGGUUUGAAAGUGAAUGUGAAUAUUCCGGAGAGAAUCGCUUCCACCAAUUUCCUCAAACCAAUGCUCGAGUAUAUCAUCUCAAGAAUAUCUACAACUGUUGCCAACGGAUCCAUGGAUUCUAUUGUCCGGCAUAUGAGGGAUGUCUUCUAUGAUGCCAUUCAAGACAAGAUCAAAAUUAAGCCUUAA
Messenger RNA from Oppiella nova, 630 nucleotides. NCBI's taxonomy places the organism in Eukaryota, Metazoa, Arthropoda, Arachnida, Sarcoptiformes, Oppiidae. The record is from the annotation of a GenBank genome assembly.